GUAGUUAGAUUUCACACCACCUCAUGCGGGCAUCCUUUGCAGUACCAUCCAGUACUUCGACGGAAACAGAUAGGAAAGAGGACAGAACAAUCGUAUUUAUGAAAAGCUAAUUGUGAGGAGUUGAAUCUCAACUUCUAAAGAAGUUGUCACGAUGUGGUCCUGGAUGACAACUAGAUUGCUAGCUGUUGUACUUAUCUUGAAAUAUAAUGCCGAUGCAUGUCUAGACGAUGGGUCCGAAUUCACUUGUUUUGACCUCAGCUGUAUCCCUUUUGAGAAAGUUUGUGAUGGCAACGGAGAUUGUCCAUCUGGUAAUGAUGAAACCUACUGCCCAACUAAAUCACCUGUUUGUCUACAAUCUGAAUUCGCAUGUCCAGAAAGAUGCAUACCCACCAAUUUACAGUGCGAUGGUAACAAUGAUUGCAGUGAUGGCUCGGACGAAGUAGGUUGUAACAGUGAUAUCUGCUCGUCAGAACAAUUCCAGUGCAAUGACGGAAAGUGUAUCCCACAGCGAUGGAAAUGUGAUGGAACGGAUGACUGUGAAGAUGGAUCUGAUGAGGAAAACUGUGGUAAUCAGAGUUGUUUAUUCCACCAGUUUCAAUGUGGCGAUGGUAAAUGCAUUCCGAGCGGUUGGCAAUGUGACGAUACGGCAGACUGUAUUGAUGGCUCAGAUGAGGUCGACUGUGCCCCUCAAACAUGUUCACCAAAUAAUUUUCAAUGUGGAAAUGGUAAAUGCAUACCAACACGUUGGAAAUGCGAUCGUACCGAUGAUUGUGGCGAUAGCUCAGAUGAGGUCGACUGCUCUCCAUCAACAUGCUCAUCUGGACAAUUCCAAUGCAAUAAUGGUAACUGUAUACCAGUAGGUUGGAAAUGUGACCGUGCCGAUGACUGUGGUGACAACUCAGAUGAGGUCGACUGCGCUGCACCAACAUGCUCAUCUGCACGAUUCCAAUGUGAUAAUGGUAACUGUAUAUUAGUAGGUUGGAAAUGUGAUGGUACCGAUGACUGUGGCGAUAACUCUGAUGAGGUCGACUGCGCUCUUCCAACAUGCUCAUCUGGACAAUUCCAAUGCGAUAAUGGUAAAUGUAUACCAACCCGUUGGAAAUGCGACCGUACUGAUGACUGUGGAGACAACUCAGAUGAGGUCGACUGUGCUGCUCCAACAUGCUCAUCUGAACAAUUUCAAUGCAAUAAUGGUAACUGUAUACCAGUAGGUUGGAAAUGCGAUGGUACCGAUGACUGUGGCGAUAAUUCAGAUGAGGUAGACUGCGCUCCUCCAACAUGCCGACCAGAUGAGUUCCAAUGUGAUAAUGGUAAAUGCAUACCAACAGGUUGGAAAUGCGAUCGUACCGAUGACUGUGGCGAUAAUUCAGAUGAGGUAGACUGCGCUCCUCCAACAUGCCGACCAGAUGAGUUCCAAUGCGGUAAUGGUAAAUGUAUACCAACAGGUUGGAAAUGCGAUGAUACCGAUGACUGUUUUGAUAAUUCAGAUGAGGUUGACUGCUUUACCACAACAUGCUCACCUGGACAAUUCAAAUGUAGUAAUGGUAGAUGUAUACCAGUAAUUUGGAAAUGUGAUCGUGCCGAUGAUUGUGGUGAUAGUUCAGACGAGGUCGACUGCCUUACCACAACAUGCUCAUCUGGACAAUUUCAAUGUAAUAAUGGUAGCAUUGAAUGUAUACCAACAAGUUGGAAAUGCGAUGGUACCAAUGACUGUGUUGAUGGUUCAGACGAGAUGGUUUGUUCUACCACAGCAUGCUCAGCUGGACAAUUUCAUUGCGAUAAUGGUAACUGUAUACCAGCACGUUGGAAAUGCGAUAGUGAGGAUGAUUGCGGUGAUGGUUCGGAUGAAGUGGAUUGCGCUUUUCCAACGUGCACAUCAGAUGAGUUCCAAUGUCGCAAUGGAAGUUUAAUGUGCAUUCCCGCAUUUUGGGUCUGUGAUAAUGAUAUUGAUUGCAGUGAUUCUUCAGAUGAAAACAAUUGCAGCAGACCUACAUCAUCAACAAGUUGCAAUUCUCAGAGAGAGUUUAGAUGUCACAACGGUGAUUGUAUUCUCAUAUCAUGGCAGUGCGAUGGUGAUCCUGAUUGUGACGAUGGAUCUGAUGAAGAAAUGUGCAGAGUCCUCCAAUCUACCUGCUCGCCAGAUGAGUUUCAAUGCGGUGAUGGAAGCUGCAUCCCCAAACAACUAACGUGUAAUGGAAAUAGUGAAUGCUUCGAUAACUCCGACGAGAAUUUUAAACUUUGCCAAGCUCCGUUAUGUAUGAAGCAUCGGUGUAGCCAACUUUGUGAAGAUACGCAGGACGGGGUUAAGUGCACAUGCGUUGAUGGUUACCAACUGGCUAGUGAUAAUCGUUCCUGUGUUGCCGACAGUGAUGUAGUACCAAACUUAUUGGUCACUGGACAUCGCUCCACUAUAUAUAAAUUCCCAAUUUUGGACCUAGUUAUCGGACCUACUGCAAACAAAACGGAGACUGUAAUUGGAGCUAAUAUUAUUGCGAUUGAUUAUAAUCUACGUCAGAAUAAUUUAUACUGGAGCGAUUUGUCAAAGUCAUCUAUAUAUAGAUGGUCACUUGAUUUUGAUAAAAGCUCGAGUAAAGAAAUUAUAACGAAUACGUCCGAAAGCUGUGAUGGCAUUGCAGUUGAUUGGAUACACAAUAAUUUGUACUACACAGACACUGGGAAUGACGUCAUUAGAGUGGUGGAUCUUGACAGCUUGUUAGAAGUGACGCUGGUAGCUGGUAAUUUGUCUGAACCAAGAGCGAUUGUUGUACAUCCAGGAAUUGGGUAUUUUUUCUGGACAGACUGGGGAACUGGAGUAAUAUCCAAGGCGGGAAUGGACGGUUCAAAUCGACAGACAAUUGUUAAUGGCCUUGGCUGGCCGAAUGGUUUGACUAUUGACUACCCAGCAUCCACUCUGUACUGGGUUGAUGCCAAACUAGACAUCCUCCAAGUAAGCGAUUUUAAUGGCGACAACGUACAGACAAUAUACUCCUCGGCACCUUUGAUUAACCAUCCGUUCGCAAUAACUGUUUUUGAAGAUGUUCUGUACUGGACUGAUUGGUCGAUCCACGGUAUAGUGUCAGCAAAUAAAUUCGAUCCCAAGUCAACAGCGGCGGAACAUUUUGCGGGUUCAUUGCGAACCCCUAUGGGUUUGACAAUUGUUCAUCCCCUUCGACAACCAGAAUUUGAAAAUGUAUGUGGAAAUUGUUCCGAAAACAGUAUCUGCCUUCCUACCCCAGUCAACACAUCGUUGUCACCAUUUGUCUGCGGAUGUGCAGACGGUGAAAAAUGUGAAGACACAGUGAUUGAUUUGUGUGAAGAAAACAAUGGCGGAUGUGCUGACAAAUGUGUGGACUCCACCUGCCAGUGUUCAUUCGGCUUCAAAUUAAACGAUGAUGGAAAAUCAUGCGACCAAGUUACGUCAUGUGGAGAACUCGUUGAAUCGUGCAGCCAUUGGUGUGAUGAUUCCACAGGCGAAGUCGAAUGUAAAUGUUCAAUCGGAUAUCGGUUGACCAGUAAUGGUCGUUCCUGUGUUGCCGAAAGUGACAUAAAUGCAAUCUUAUUGAUUGUUGAGCGGCUAAAUUCUAUAGUCUCAUAUCCAAUACUUGAUGAUGAUACUUUUAUCGGGGAGUCUGAGAAAGAAAGAACAUUUAACGGAAGUAUUGUUGCUAUUGACUAUGAUUUGGAAAAGAAAUACUUAUACUGGAGUGACGUCACCCUGGAAAUGAUAUUUCGAACACCACUGGACCUAGCAUUGGAGUCGGAGCCAGAAGUCGUAGCAAGAAACAUAAGUGAGAGUGAGGGCAUUGCCGUCGAUUGGGUCCACAAAAAUAUGUACUUUACAGAAACUAAAAGACCGGCCAUUAAUGCUGUGAACCUUGAUACUUUGAAACUGGUCACAGUGGUGUCCGAGAACUUGGAUAAACCAAGAGCAAUAGCUGUACAUCCAGGAAUUGGGUAUAUUUUCUGGACAGACUGGGGCACCGGUGUUGUCGAAAAAGCGGGAAUGGACGGUUCGGGUCGUCAGGUUCUCGUUAGCGACCUUAUUUGGCCUAAUGGGCUGACAAUCGACUUCCCGACAUUUACACUUUACUGGGUUGAUGCCAGUCUCGAAAUUCUCCAAUCAAGUGAUUUACUUGGCGGAAACCUAGUAACGGUCCUGGCCUCGUCUUCGUUUAUUCGUCACCCAUUUGCGUUAGCAAUUUUUGAAGAUGAACUGUAUUGGACUGAUUGGAUAUAUAAUGCAGUGGUGACAGCAAACAAACUUGAUCCAGAAUCGUCUGCAGUUAUAUACAGGAUGAAUGAGACCAUUUCCAGAGGCAUGACAAUUGUGCACCCACUUCGACAACCAAACUUCGAUAAUUUGUGUGGUAGCUGUUCAGAAAACGAAGUGUGUCUUCCGAGACCGGUGGGGUUGUCUUCGAACUCAUUCAUCUGUAAAUGCGCGGAUGGAGAAACGUGUGAAGAACCGCCAAAGAAAAAACAUUGGAUUUGGACCUGGCUCGAGGAACACUCUCACGCAGGAGAGGUUCGACCAUACAGCAACAAUAGUUACAAACUUAGUUAUUCAACAGACAAUAUUCAUUAUCAGCAAGGGAGUUUGUGUGGGAAGAAAAUAAUAUGCCUACAAUUUAAAAUGGAAUUGAUAACGAAGUGGUUCUGGAUGACAAUUAGAUUACUAGUUGUUGUUUUUAUAUUGAAAUGUAAUGCCGAUGAUUUCCACAAAAUUAUUGCAGGAUGCGCAGACGAUGGGUCAGAAUUCACAUGUAAGAAUGGCAGCUGUAUAACUAGUGAUAAAGUUUGUGAUGGCAACGAAGACUGUUUAAGUGGAACAGAUGAAUUGGACUGCCCAUCACCUAAUUGCCUAGAAUCAGAGUAUGCAUGCCCAGAAGGAUGCAUUCCUACCAGUUUCCAGUGUGACGGGGACAAUGAUUGCAGCGACGGUUCGGACGAGCUUGGUUGCAACAUUGACAUCUGCUCGUUAGACCAAUUCCAGUGCAAUGGCGGAAAAUGCAUCCCACAACGCUGGGAAUGUGAUGGAACUGAUGACUGUGGAGAUGGAUCUGAUGAAGAAGACUGUGGUAAUCAGAGUUGCCUCUCCUUCCAGUUCCAAUGUAGCCAUGGUAAAUGCAUCCCAGAAGCUUGGCGAUGCGACGACUCUCCAGAUUGUACUGAUGGCUCAGAUGAAGUCGACUGCGCUCCUCAAACAUGUUCACCAGAACAAUUUCAGUGCGAAAAUGGUGAAUGUAUACCAGUAGAUUGGAAAUGCGAUCGUUUUGAUGACUGCGGCGAUAAUUCAGAUGAAGUCGACUGCGCUCCUCCUCCAACAUGCUCUCCUAACCAAUUCCAGUGUAGUAACGGUGAAUGUAGACCAAUAAUCUGGAAGUGCGACCGUACCGAUGACUGUGGUGAUAACUCUGAUGAGGUUGACUGCGUUUACACAACAUGCUCACCUGAACAAUUUAAAUGUAGCAAUGGUAACUGUAUACCAGCAGAUUGGAAAUGCAACGGUACCGAUAACUGUGGAGACGGCUCAGAUGAGGUCAACUGCGCUCCCUCAACAUGUCCACCAGGAGAGUUCCAAUGCGGUAAUGGUAAAUGUAUAUCGAUACUUUGGAAAUGCGAUCGUACUGAUGAUUGUGGUGAUAACUCAGAUGAGGAUGACUGCACAUACACAACAUGCUCACCUGAACAAUUUAAAUGUAGCAAUGGUAAUUGUAUACCAGAAGAUUGGAAAUGCAACUAUGUUGAUGAUUGUGGUGAUGGCUCAGACGAAGUUGGCUGUCCUCCUCCGUGUGAAACAGAUGAGUUUCAAUGUAAAAAUCAUAAAUGCAUACCAGCACGUUGGAAAUGCGAUGGUACUGAUGACUGUGGCGAUGACUCAGAUGAGUUUGACUGCCCUACAUCCACAUGCUCAUCUGGACAAUUUCAUUGUAGUAAUGGCAAUUGUAUACCUAUUGGUUGGAAAUGUGAUCUUGCCGACGAUUGUGGUGAUAACUCAGAUGAGGUCUACUGUGCUCCUCAGAUGAGGUCUACAUGCUCACCUGAGCAAUUCCAGUGUAGUGACGGUGAUUGUAUACCAGUUGGCUGGAAAUGUGAUGGCACUGGCGACUGUGAGGAUACCUCAGAUGAAGUCGGCUGUACUCUUCCAACAUGCUCAUCUGGACAAUUCGAAUGUGACAAUGGUAACUGUAUACCAGAACGCUGGAGAUGCGACGGUACUGAUGACUGUGGAGAUAACUCAGAUGAGGUCGACUGUGCCCCUUCAACAUGCUCAUCUGGACAAUUCCAAUGUGAUAAUGGUAAAUGCAUAUCAACAGGUUGGAAAUGCGAUCGUACUGAUGACUGUGGCGAUAACUCAGAUGAGGUCGACUGUGCUACUCCAACAUGCUCAUCUGGACAAUUCCAAUGUGAUAAUGGUAAAUGCAUACCAACACGUUGGAAAUGCGACGGUACUGAUGACUGUGGAGAUAACUCAGAUGAGGUCGACUGCGCCCCUUCAACAUGCUCAUCUGGACAAUUCCAAUGUGAUAAUGGUAAAUGCAUAUCAACAGGUUGGAAAUGCGAUCGUACUGAUGACUGUGGCGAUAACUCAGAUGAGGUCGACUGUGCUACUCCAACAUGCUCAUCUGGACAAUUCCAAUGUGAUAAUGGUAAAUGCAUACCAACAGGUUGGAAAUGCGAUCGUACUGAUGACUGUGGCGAUAACUCAGAUGAGGUCGACUGCGCUCCUCCAACAUGCUCAUCUGGACAAUUCCAAUGUGAUAAUGGUAAAUGCAUACCAACAGGUUGGAAAUGCGAUCGUACUGAUGACUGUGGCGAUAACUCAGAUGAGGUCGACUGCGCUGUUCCAACAUGCUCAUCUGGACAAUUCCAAUGUGAUAAUGGUAAAUGCAUACCAACACGUUGGAAAUGCGAUCGUACUGAUGACUGUGGCGAUAACUCAGAUGAGGUCGACUGUGCUGCUCCAACAUGCUCAUCUGGACAAUUCCAAUGUGAUAAUGGGAAAUGCAUACCAACCCGCUGGAAAUGCGAUCGUACUGAUGACUGUGGCGAUAACUCAGAUGAGGUCGACUGCACUCCUCCAACAUGCUCAUCUGGACAAUUCCAUUGUGAUAAUGGUAAAUGCAUACCAACAGGUUGGAAAUGCGAUCGUACUGAUGACUGUGGCGAUAACUCAGAUGAGGUCGACUGUGCUGCUCCAACAUGCUCAUCUGGACAAUUCCAAUGUGAUAAUGGUAAAUGCAUACCAACAGGUUGGAAAUGCGAUGGUGCUGAUGACUGUGGUGACGGCUCAGAUGAGGUCGACUGCCCACUUCCAACGGAUGAGAAUGCUAUAGUUUACCAGUGCCAAGUGGAGAAUGGUGGUUGCGCAGAUAUUUGUGUAGCUUCGUCCAAUACAACUGUCUCGUGUGACUGCUCCAUUGGGUUUAAAUUGGGCAAAGAUGGAAAGUCAUGUGACCAGGAUACGUCGUGUAAAGAGGCUGGUUAUCAAUGUAGCCAACUUUGUGAAGAUGUGCAGGGUGAGAUCAAGUGCACAUGCGUUGAUGGUUAUAAACUAGGUGGGGACAAUCGCUCCUGCUCUGCUGACAGUGAUGUGACUCCAAGAUUAUUGGUAGCUGCAAAUUAUCACAAUAUAUCUGAAUAUGAAAUUAUGAACGGUACAUUAACUCUAACCAAAAGUAAGGCUUUAGUAGAAUAUAGCCCUAAUAUUGUUGCGAUUGAUUACAAUCUACGACAGAAUCGUAUCUAUUGGAGUGACGCUACAGAGAAAGUUAUCUAUCGAUCGUCACUCGAUUUAGAUAAAAUCUCAGAUAGGGAAAUUGUAGCAAAUACGUCCGGGUCCUGUGACGGCAUUGCCAUUGAUUGGAUACACAAUAAUAUGUACUAUACUGUAGAGGAGGAAUACACAGAUGAUGACGUCAUUAGAGUGGUGGAUCUUGACAGUUUGCUGGGAGUGACACUGGUAUCUAGUGGUUUAUCCGAAACAAGAGCGAUUGUUGUACACGCAGGAAUUGGGUAUUUAUUCUGGACAGACUGGGGAACUGGCAUCAUUGAAAAAGCUGGAAUGGACGGUUCAUAUCGGCAGACAAUCGUUAAGGAUCUCAUCUGGCCGAACGGCUUAACGAUAGACUUUCCAGCAUCCACUCUUUACUGGAUUGAUGCCAAACUGGACAUCAUCCAAGUUAGCGAUUUUUAUGGCGAUAAUAUACAGACAAUAUACUCCUCGACAACUAUGAUUAGCCAUCCAUUCGCAAUAACUGUCUUCGCAGAUACUCUGUACUGGACUGAUUGGUCAAUCGACGGUAUUGUUGUAGCAAACAAACUUGAUCCCACGUCAACUGUUACGUCAUUCCCUAUCAAUCAACCAAAAGGUUUGACUAUUGUCCAUCCUCUUCAACAACCAGAAUUUGAAUAUAUUUGUGGCAAAUGUGCCGAAAACCGAAUUUGUCUUCCAACCCCAGCCAACAUAUCGUCCUCAUCAUUCGUCUGCAGAUGUACAGACGGUGAAAACUGUGAAGACACAGAGAUUGAUCCAUGCAAAGUUGACAAUGGUGGCUGCGCAGAUACCUGUAUAGCGUCAUCUCAUAGAAUUGUUUCAUGUCUCUGCUCUGAUGGGUUUGAAUUGAGCGCAGAUGGAAAAUCAUGUGACAAAGUUAAGUCGUGUAAGGAGUUGGAUUAUUAUUGUAGCCAACUAUGUGAAGAUGCGACGGGCGUGGUUAAGUGCGCAUGCGCUGAUGGUUACCAACUGGCCAAUGACAAUCGUUCAUGCCUUGCAGACAGUGACGUAGAUCCAAAGUUAUUGGUCGUUGCAGGUAAACAUAUCAUAUCGCAAUACUCAGAUGUAAAAGGAACUUUUAUCGGACAUUACUAUACAAUAAAAAACAGGACUGUAGAAGGAAAUAAAAUUACUGUGGUAAAUUACAAUCUUCGAAAGAAUCAAAUGUACUGGAGUGAUAUAUCAAAGGAGGUUAUAUAUAGGUCGUCACUUGAUUUUAAUGACAACUCAGACGCAGAAAUUAUAACGGAUAGAUCCGGAGCUUGUGAUGGUAUUGCUGUUGAUUGGAUACACAAUAAUCUGUACUACACAGACAUUGACAAUGACAUUAUAAGAGUGGUGGAUCUUGACAGCUUGCUAGAAGUGACACUGGUAUAUGGUGAUUUAUCUGAUCCAAGAGCGAUUGUUGUACAUCCAGGAAUUAUAAAUUCAUUCAGAAAUUCAGCUUAUCUUACCAUUAAAUCAUUUGAAAAUGUUUGUGGCGAAUGUCCUGAAAACCAAAUUUGUCUUCCAACACCACUAGCCAACUCAACGUCAGCAUCAUUCGUCUGCAGAUGUCAGGAUGGUGAGGACUGUGAGGUAAACGUGUUUGAACCGUGUGAAGUUGAGAAUGGUGGAUGCGAAGAUACUUGUAUAGCUUCAUCCCAUGGAACUGUUUCUUGCCAAUGCUCAUUUGGGUUUAAAUUGGGCGAGGAUGGAAAAUCAUGUGAUCAAGUUACGUCAUGCGAGGAGUUUGAUUAUAAAUGUAGCCAACUUUGUGACGAUACGCAGGGCGAGGUCAAGUGCGCAUGCGUUGAUGGCUACGAAUUGGGCAGUGACAAUCGUUCCUGCAUUGCAGACAGUGGCGUAGAUCCAAAUUUAUUGGUUGUUGUUGGUAACGGUCGCAUAUCUAAAUACUUAAAUUUGAACGGUACUUUUAUCGGUUCUACUCCAGUAAAAACUAAGUACGUAGGAGGAUUUCAUGUUGUUGCAGUGGAUUACAAUCUACGUACAAAUAAAAUGUACUGGAGUGAUGUAUCAGAUGUCCAAAAGAAUAUUUACGAAUCUCCACUUGAUUUUGAUCAGUACUUCUCAACUUAUCCAAAUGCUGUGAGAUUUAAUACCGGAGUCUGCGAAGGCAUUGCUGUAGACUGGAUACACAACAACAUGUACUAUACCAACACACAAUCUGAAGUCAUUAAAGUGGUUGAUAUUGAUACCAAACAAGAAGCGACGCUGUUAUCUGGUUUGUCAAAUCCAAGAGAAAUUUCUGUGCAUCCGGGAAUUCGAUAUGUGUUCUGGACAGAAUGGAGUAACUAUAAAGGCAUUGGGCGUAUAGCAAAAGCAGGGUUGGACGGUUCACAUCAUCAGGCGGUCGCUAAGAAUGUUAAUUGGCCAAACGGCUUGACAAUUGACUAUCCCGCAUCCACUCUUUACUGGGUUGAUGCUUACCAAAGCGUCCUCCAAGUAAGCGAUUUUAAUGGUAAAAACGUACAGACCAUAUACCACUCAUUAGCUAAGCUCCCUCAUCCGUUCUCACUAACCAUCUUCGAAGACGUUCUGUACUGGACUGAUUGGACGAUCGACGGUAUAGUGGCGGCAAACAAACUGGAUCCUAAAUCAACUUCGAAGAAAUCUUUUGUCGGUGUGUUUCCCGGUAUACAGGCGUUAAAAAUUGUUCAUCCCCUUCGACAACCAGAGUAUGAAAAUGUAUGUUUCCCGUGUGUUGACAGAAGAAGCCUAUGCCUACCUUCACCAGUCAAUGCAUCGUCGGGGCCCACGGCACCAUUCGUAUGUAGAUGUAAGGAUGGUUAUGACUGUGAGGAAACAGUGUUUGAUGCGUGUGAAUACAAAUAUGGCGGCUGUUCACAGAAGUGCGUUGACUCCACCUGUCAGUGUUUCUUUGGCUUUAGAUUGGGCGAUGAUGGAAGAUCAUGUGAUCAAAUUACGGCAUGUCAAGAACUUGACGAUUUGUGUAGCCAUUGGUGUGAUGAUUCAACAGGCGCAGUCAUAUGCACAUGCUCAGACGGUUAUCGGUUGACCAAUGAUAAUCACACUUGUGUUGCGGAUAGUAACGUAGAUGCUACUUUAAUGAUUGUUGAGGAGGGAGUUUCGAUUGUCUCGUAUCCAAUACUUGAUGAUAGUAAUUUUAUCGGAGCACCCGAGAAAGAAAGGACAUUCAACGGACAUAUGGUUGCUAUUGACUACGAUUUUAGGAAUAAUUAUCUGUAUUGGAGUGACAUCUCCUUGGCAAUGAUAUUUCGAGCGCCACUGAACUCAUCAUUGGAGUCUACGCCAGAGAUUGUAGUGAGUAACCCGGCUUACAGUGAGGGCCUUGCCGUCGACUGGAUUCACAAUAAUCUGUACUAUACGGAAACUAAACUACUUGCCAUCAACGCUGUGAACCUUGACACUUUGAAACUGGUCACGGUGGUAUCCGGGGACAUAGAAAACCCUAGAGCAAUAGCUGUACAUCCAGGAAUAGGAUAUAUUUUUUGGACAGACUGGGGCACUGGUGUUGUCGAAAAGGCGGGAAUGGACGGUUCACAUCGUCAAGUCCUCAUUAGCCAACUUAUUUCGCCGAAUGGACUGACAAUCGAUUUCCCGACAUCUACACUUUACUGGAUUGAUGCCACUCUUGACGCCCUCCAAUCGAGUGAUUUAAAUGGUGAAAAUCUAGCAACGGUUCUGGACUCGUCGCCUUUUAUUCGUCAUCCAUUUGCGUUGACAACGUUUGAAGAUCAACUAUAUUGGAAUGACUGGAUUCUUAGGGCGGUGGUGACAGUCAACAAACUUUACCCUAAAUCGUCUGUUUCUAAGAAAGUGUUGGAUACGCCUCUUACAGGCAUGACCAUUGUGCACUCCAUACGACAACAAAAUUUUAAUAAUAUGUGUGGUAGUUGUUCUGAAAACGGAGUAUGCCUUCCAAGUCCGCUGGGUGUUUCUGUCACAUCAUUCAUCUGCAAAUGCCCGGAGGGAGAGACGUGUGAAGAUGCUCCGAAGAGAAUUUCCUGUGAAGACAACAAUGGUGGCUGUGCUGGCAAAUGCGUCGACUCCACCUGCCAGUGUGACUUCGGCUUCAAAUUAGGUGAUGAUGGAAAGUCGUGCGACCAAAUAACGCUUUGCGAAGAACUUGUUGGUUCGUGUAGCCACUGGUGCGACGAUUCAACAGGCGUAAUUGAAUGUGGCUGUUCGAUUGGUUAUCGAUUGGCCAAUGAUAGUCGCUCUUGUGUUGCGGAAAGUGACAUAGAUGCAACUUUAUUGGUCAUCGAGCAGCGAAUUUCUGUUGUCUCAUAUCCAAUAAGUAGCGGUGGAUUUAUCGGAGCACCUGAGGAAGAACAGACGUACUACGGACAUAUGGUUGCAGUUGACUACGAUUUUGAGAAUAAAUAUUUAUAUUGGAGUGACGUUAAUCAUGACAUGAUAUUUAGAGCGCCAUUGAACCUAACAGUGACCUCGGAGCCAGAAGUCGUGGUGACGAAUGUGACAAAAAGUGAGGGAAUCGCCGUCGACUGGGUCCAUAACAAUUUGUACUUCACAGAACGAGAUCAACAGCUCAUCAAUGCUGUGGACCUCGACACAUUCAAACUGGUCACGGUGGUGUCCGAGGACAUAGACAAACCAAGAGCAAUAGCUGUACAUCCAGGAAUUGGGUAUAUUUUCUGGACAGACUGGGGCACUGGUGUUGUAGAAAAAGCUGGAAUGGAUGGUUCCCAUCGUCAAGUUCUCGUCAGAAAUCUUAUUUGGCCCAAUGGACUGACAAUCGACUUUCCUACGUUUACACUCUACUGGAUCGACGCAAGUCUCGACAUUCUCCAAUCGAGUGACUUCAAUGGCGAAAAUCUAGUGACGGUCCUGGCCUCGUCAACUUUCAUUCAUCAUCCAUUUGCGUUGACAAUGUUUGAAGAUCAAUUGUAUUGGACUGACUGGAGACUUAAUGCGGUGGUGACUGCCAGCAAGCUUGAUCCUCAGUCGUCUGCUGCUGUGAACGCAGUGAGAAGGUCUUCGACCGGCAUGACUCUUGUGCACCCGAACCGACAACCAAAAUUUUACAAUCUGUGUGGUAGCUGCUCCGAAAAUGCAGUUUGUCUUCCAAGACCGCUGGGCGUUUCUGUCGCCUCGUUCAUCUGCAAAUGCCCGGAUGGUGAGACGUGUGAAGAAGCACCAAAGAAGAAAGUUAUGGCCUUCAGACCCCAUGUUGGCAAUGUUGGUACUAGAUUGUACCGUACUCCCAGCGGAAAUCGAAGAAGAAAGAGGAUACAACCAUUGGUAAAAGGAUGUAGCCUAUUAUUCAACAGACGUAUUUAUUAUCAGCAAGAGAGUUUGUGUGGGAAGGAGCUUAUAUGCCUACAAUUUAAAAUGGAAUUGAUGACGGAGUGGUUCUGGAUGGUAACUAGAUUGCUAGUUGUCGUUCUUAUUUUGAAAUGUAAUGCCGAUGAUCCGUGUGAAGUUGAGAAUGGUGGCUGCGAAGAUACUUGUAUAGCUUCAUCCGACGGAACUGUUUCUUGUCAAUGCUCAUUUAGGUUUAAAUUGGGCGAGGAUGGAAAGUCGUGUGAUCGAGUUACGUCAUGCGAGGAUUUUGAUUAUAAAUGUAGCCAACUUUGUGAAGAUACGCAGGGCGAGGUCAGGUGCGCAUGCGUUGAUGGUUACCGACUGGGCAGUGACAAUCGUUCCUGCAUUGCAGACAGUAACGUAGACCCAAAGUUAAUGGUUGUUGUUGGUAACGGCCGUAUAUCUAAAUACUUGAAUUUGAACGGUACUUUUAUCGGCUCUACACCAGUUCGCAGUAAGGACUUCAGAGGACUUAAUAUUGUUGCAGUGGAUUACAAUCUACGGAAACAUGAAAUGUACUGGAGUGAUGUAUCAGAAAUCCAAAAGUAUAUUUACACAUCUCCACUUGAUUUCGAUAUACCAUUAUCACCUUAUCCAAACGCUGCAAAAUAUUAUACAGGAGCCUGCGAAGGACUUGCUGUAGACUGGAUACACAACAACAUGUACUACACCAACACAGACUCCGAAGUUAUUAAAGUGCUUAAUCUUGAUACCUAUCAAGAAGCGACGCUGGUAGCUGGUUUGUCAAAUAAUCCAAGAGCAAUCGCUGUGCAUCCGGGAAUUCGAUAUGUGUUCUGGACAGAAUGGAGUAAUUAUAUUGGCUUCGGACUUGUAGCAAAAGUGGGGCUGGACGGUUCGCAUCAUCAGGCGGUUGCUAAGAAUCUUACGUGGCCAAACGGCUUGACAAUUGACUAUCCCGCAUCCACUCUGUACUGGGUUGAUGCUUACCUAGACAUCCUCCAAGUAAGCGAUUUUAAUGGUGAAAACGUACAGACCAUAUAUCACUCAUUGGGUACGCUUAGUCAUCCGUUCUCAUUAACCAUCUUCGAAGAUGUUCUGUACUGGACUGAUUGGACGAUCGACGGUAUAGUGGCGGCAAACAAACUGGAUCCUACAUCAACUUCGAAGAAAUCUUUUGUCGGUUUGUUUCCGGGUAUACAGGAUUUGAAAAUUGUUCAUCCCCUUCGACAACCAGAAUAUGAAAAUGUAUGUUUCGAGUGUUAUGACAGUCGAAGCUUUUGCCUACCUUCACCAGUUACUACAUCGGGGCCCGUGACACCAUUCGUAUGUAGAUGUAAGGAUGGUUUUGACUGUGAAUAUUGGAUGUUAGAUGUGUGUGAAUACAACAAAGGCGGCUGUGCACACAAGUGCGUUGACUCCACCUGUCAAUGUUCCUUUGGCUUUAAACUAGGCGAUGAUGGAAGAUCAUGUGAUCCAAUUACGUCAUGUCAAGAACUUGACGAUUUGUGUAGCCAUUGGUGCGAUGAUUCAACAGGUGCAGUCAUAUGCGCAUGCUCAAACGGUUAUCGGUUGACCAGUGAUAAUCACACUUGUGUUGCGGAGAAUGACGUCGAUGCAACUUUAAUGAUUGUUGAGCAAGGAGUUUCGAUUGUCUCGUAUCCAAUACUUGAUGAUGAUACUUUUAUUGGAUCACCCGAGAAAGAAAGGACAUUCAACGGACAUAUGGUUGCUGUUGAUUACGAUUUUGGGAAUAAUUAUUUAUAUUGGAGUGACACCUCCCUGGCAAUGAUAUUUCGAACGCCAUUGAACUCAUCAGUGGAGUCCACGCCUGAGAUUGUAGUGAGUAACCCAGCUUACAGUGAGGGCAUUGCCGUCGACUGGAUCCACAAUAACCUGUACUAUACAGAAACUAAAGUUCUUGCUAUCAAUGCUGUGAACCUCGACACUUUGAAACUGGUUACGGUGGUGUCCGGGGACAUACAGAACCCAAGAGCAAUAGUUGUACAUCCAGGAAUUGGAUAUAUUUUCUGGACAGACUGGGGCACUGGUGUUGUGGAAAAGGCGGGAAUGGACGGUUCACAUCGCCAAGUCUUAAUUAGCCAACUUAGUUUGCCGAAUGGACUGACAAUCGACUUCCCAACUUCUACACUUUACUGGGUUGAUGCCGGUUUUGACGCCCUCCAAUCGAGUGACUUAAAUGGUGGAAAUCUAGCCACGGUUCUGGACUCGUCGCCUUUUAUUCGUCAUCCAUUUGCGUUGACAACUUUUGAAGAUCAACUAUAUUGGAAUGACUGGUUUCUUAGGGCGGUGGUGACGGCUAACAAACUUCAUCCUAAAUCGUCUGUUUCUAAGAAAGUGUUGAAAACGUCUCCUACAGGCAUGACUAUUGUGCACCCCGUACGACAACAAAAUUUUGAUAAUCUGUGUGGUAGUUGUUCUAAAAACGGAGUUUGCCUUCCAAGUCCGGUGGGUGUUUGUGUCGCAUCAUUCAUCUGCAAAUGCCCGGAGGGAGAGACGUGUGAAGAAGCUCCAAAGAGAAGUGGGUGGCUAUGGACAUGGCUAGGCUGGCAAAGGAAUACCUGAGUCAAAAUAUAUAUAAAUUUCAAUGUAAUUUGGAUGAACUUUGAGCCAGUACAAUGAUAAAAAAAUAUUCGUCGCACACAAAUCAUAUAUCAUGCUCAAUCCCACUGAUAG
This is a messenger RNA of Anneissia japonica, 15742 nucleotides long. RefSeq names its product low-density lipoprotein receptor-related protein 2-like. The coding region runs from base 152 to 15631 and encodes 5159 amino acids. NCBI's taxonomy places the organism in Eukaryota, Metazoa, Echinodermata, Crinoidea, Comatulida, Comatulidae. Gene Ontology annotation, molecular function: protein binding. The transcript has 47 exons. The record is from RefSeq and is a predicted model, not a curated record.